UUACACACCCCGAUCAUAAUCCUCCUACUAGAAGUAUUCUUCAGCGAUCAUCUAGGCAUGGCUAUAGAUAUGUGGACUCUGGAUGCACUCCACUCUUUGAGAUUCUUGGGGAACACCCUGAAAAAGCCAAAAGUCCCAAUUUAUCAAGCUCUAUUUGAGGGGUUCAUGUCAGACCAGGACCAUGUAAUCGCGGAGAUGAUAAGCGCUCUAGGACCUCUUCCAAAACGUUGGUGGGACAAAUGGCAGUAAAAAUUAGACUUUUUCCUCCAAAACAUUUCUUGGAAAACAGGCACAGAUCGAAGUCAUGCACUAUAUUCUCGGCCAUUGGCUGAGCGACUGUAUAUUAUGGGCCGACGAGAGCAGCCGUCGGCGUGCGAGUUUGGUGUAGAUGAAAUGGCAUGUCUCCUGAAGCUUCUAACAUCAAUGCUGAUUCAUGAGCCUUCUGAGCGUAUCACUUCCAGCGCGGCGGUUGUAUUAGAAUGGAUGAGGGGAUGGAGA
Molecule: messenger RNA, 498 nt
Organism: Talaromyces proteolyticus
Lineage: Eukaryota; Fungi; Ascomycota; Eurotiomycetes; Eurotiales; Trichocomaceae
Exons: 1
Coding region: 58-249 (63 amino acids)
Source: RefSeq, a predicted model, not a curated record